GUCAAAUUCGGAUUGUUGUAUCAAAAACUGCUGUAUGUCAAAAACUGCUCGACGACGGGUGCUCCAUUGAGUUGAAAUUUGUUCUCACUGGAAAUUAAAUUAUUCAACUUUUAUACGCAGUUUCUCGUUAAAAAGUGUUUUAAAAUGACCGAUGACGUCAAAAGGUUCUUCCAGAAUAUGUUGCAGCGUGUUUCCGGAUUGCGGUGCGUGAUGGUAACCGAUCGGGAUGGUGUUCCCCUCGUCAAUCUUGAAAAGGAAAAACUGUCGGAAAUCGUCAUGAAGCCUGCGUUCCUAUCUACAUUUACGCUGGCCGCUGAGCAGUCCAACAAGCUAGGCCUGGGCAAAAAUCGUAACAUCAUCUCGGUGUACGCCGACUGUAUCGUGAUUCAGAUGAACAAGCUUCCGUUCGUGGUUACGUUCAUCGGAACGGAAAAUUGCUUAAACAUCGGACUGAUAUUGGCCAUGGACCAGCAAAUCGAUACUAUGCUGGAGGAACUCAAAACGGCCGUGGCGGAUUCUUAAGGCAUGGAAACUCUUAUUUGCACUAUUUUGUAAGUCUAUACAUUGUUCUUUAUUUUUCUUUGUUUGAAAAAAAUAUAUGUGUAUAAUAAAUUCUAAAAAAGAAUGCACUUUAAAAAA
This is a messenger RNA of Culex pipiens pallens (northern house mosquito), 639 nucleotides long. It is a transcript of the gene Lamtor3, whose product is annotated as ragulator complex protein LAMTOR3 homolog. NCBI's taxonomy places the organism in Eukaryota, Metazoa, Arthropoda, Insecta, Diptera, Culicidae. Bases 145 to 522 code for a protein of 125 amino acids. Gene Ontology annotation, biological process: cellular response to amino acid stimulus; positive regulation of TOR signaling. The transcript has 3 exons. The record is from RefSeq and is a predicted model, not a curated record. Gene Ontology annotation, cellular component: Ragulator complex.